AUGGGUACGGCGGAUCCGCCGGAUUUACCUCUUUCUCCGACGAAAGUAGGUUCAUCUCUGGGGGAGGCGCAAGGAACUGAUCGAUUAGUGAAGAAUGGGGGAGAUUCUACGGAGGUUUUGGAUUUGACGAAGAGUAUGGGGGCUACGGAAUCUGCGACGGAUGGAUCAUCAGAUCUAUCUCUAAAGGCUUUGACGGAGAAACAAGCUCAGGUUCCGAUUAAAUCAAAAGGAUCGUAUGCUGGUGUGGUUCAAGGUCAGAAAUCUUUGAAGAAAUAUGAGGUUGAGAUUGAAAUGAAGGAUGGUAUAGACUCGAUAAUGGUACCAGAAGAGAUCACGAAGGAUGUUGCUCCGCUUUGGGAUGAUUUCCUAAUUGGAAAAUUUCUCGAUACCGCUCCUCACAUUGCUAAGGUGCAUUCGAUUGUGAACAAGAUCUGGACGUUGAACGAUAAGAAUCAGAAGAUUGAUGUGUUUGAGGUCAAUGCAACAACGAUGAAGUUCAGAAUACUGAAUCAGGCGGAUAAAAACAGAAUUCUGAGAAGAGGAAUGUGGAAUUUAGCUGGGGUGCCGGUGGUAAUGACAAAGUGGUCUCCGGUGGUAGAAAAGGAGAAACCACCGACUCAAUCUAUACCAAUGUGGGUUCAUGUUAAGAAGGUUCCAUUGAAGAUGUUCUCGUGGCAAGGAUUAAGUUUCGUAACAAGUCCUUUGGGAGUACCAGGGAGAUUGCAUCCAGAAACGGCUCAGUGUCUUAAUCUGGAGGUGGCGAAGGUGUUUGUCAAUGUGGAUUUAACAAAGGAUCUCCCAAAACAUCUGAAAUUCAAUGUUCAAGGAGAAGAGGUGCUCGUGGAAUAUAGCUAUCCGUGGUUGCCAAAGAAAUGUGAGAAAUGUGAGAAAUGGGUGCACACUGAGAAAAUAUGUAGUAUGCGAGGAGAAGGGUCGAGAAAUAAGCAGGGGGAUUUGGAGGAAGGAGAGAUUAGAGAUGAUAGUCUUGAGAAGGGAAAAGAAGGUAGUAAGGAGAAGGAAAAGGAUCAAGAGGAAACAAGUACUGAGAUUCAAACGGAGAAGGGUUUAACAGAGAUACAGACGAUGGAAGUUCUUGAUAAUGGGAUAGCUACAGGGGAGAAUACACCAGAGGCAAUAACUAAAGGAAAUGAAUGGGAAGAUGUAUCUCCGGGUAAAGCAAGUCGCUCUCCUAGAGAAUUGGAGUUUGGGCAGGUAUCUAUACUUACUAAGUCCAGAUUCUCAGUGUUGACACCAGUAGAAGAAGGAGAUCCACCUGAGAAUGAAGAUAAACAAGCUCAGAGUGGAGAAGAUGGGAGUUCAUCAGACGAGAAGGAAGAGGAAAUGAUUCAUCGAAAAUACUUACCGCGUGAUUCUAAGAUAAAUCAUAGAUACUUGAAAGGAGGUCAGAAAGCUCAGGAUACAAGCCCGAGCAAUCUGAAUAGAAAGAAACCCCGACGUCAAUAA
Messenger RNA from Brassica napus (rape), 1464 nucleotides. RefSeq lists its product as uncharacterized. The transcript has a single exon. The record is from RefSeq and is a predicted model, not a curated record. The coding region runs from base 1 to 1464 and encodes 487 amino acids. Lineage: Eukaryota; Viridiplantae; Streptophyta; Magnoliopsida; Brassicales; Brassicaceae.